Sphenostylis stenocarpa is the source of this 1704-nucleotide messenger RNA. NCBI's taxonomy places the organism in Eukaryota, Viridiplantae, Streptophyta, Magnoliopsida, Fabales, Fabaceae. The record is from the annotation of a GenBank genome assembly.
AUGGAUGAGAAUUCCUUCUUAGAGCCCAAGAAGGUGGUGCCACAAACAAGUUCACUAGAGAAGGCUGACAAUUUUCUUUGGAUCUACCUCGUUAUAGGGGCUUGUUUUGCUUUUCAAGGUUGCGCUUAUGCCAACAAGACUUCAACUCUGGUUGUAGAUGCUACUGAUUUAUCUGGAAGGCCAAUUCCCGACACUCUUUUCGGAAUUUUUUUUGAGGAGAUCAAUCAUGCUGGUGCUGGUGGAUUGUGGGCAGAGCUUGUGAAUAACAGAGGUUUUGAAGCUGGGGGCAGACAAGUUCCAUCAAAUAUUUCACCCUGGACCAUAGUUGGGAAAGAACCAGCUAUUUUCCUACAAACUGAACUUAAUUCUUGCUUUGAAGACAACAAGGUUGCAUUAAAAAUGGAUGUGCUGUGUGACGAUUGCUAUUCUGAUGGUGUUGGAGUCUCUAACCCGGGUUUUUGGGGCAUGAAUAUUGUGAAAGGGAAGAAAUAUAAAGUUGUGUUCUUUGUUAAAUCAAAAGGAUCACUACAUAUGACAGUAUCGUUCAGAAAAACUGAAGGUGGAAGGGUAUUGGCUUCAAGCAAUGUCAAGUCUUCUGCAUCAGAAGUUUCCAAAUGGAAAAGGAUGGAGACUACAUUAGAAGCUCAUGCAUCAUGUUCGAAAUCCAGUUUGUAUCUGACAACAACAAAAAAAGGGGUGAUAUGGUUGGACCAAGUGUCUGCUAUGCCUGUGGACACAUAUAAGAGACCUGGCCACUUUGGUGAUGUUUGGAGUUAUUGGACAGAUGAUGGAUUUGGUUAUUUUGAGGGUCUUCAACUAGCAGAGGACAUUGGUGCAAGGCCAUUGUGGGUAUUUAACAGUGGCAUCAGCCAUACUGAUGAAAUUGACACACAUGUCAUCUCACCUUUUGUGCAAGAAGCCCUUGAUGGUAUUGAGUUUGCCAGAGGAGCAGCUACGUCAAAAUGGGGUUCCCUUAGAGCAUCUAUGGGGCACCUAAAGCCUUUUGAUCUAAAAUAUGUUGCUGUUGGAAAUGAAGAUUUUUCACUUCAGACUUAUCCUACGGAACAUGAGAUUAUGUUUAAUAAUGCUCAUGUGUUUGAUAAGACACCACGAAAUGGUCCAAAGGCUUUUGUGAGUGAGUAUGCUCUAACUGGAAAGAAACAGGCUAAGCAUGGAACCCUUUUGGGAGGUGUGUCCGAAGCUGGAUUCCUUAUUGGAUUAGAAAGAAACAGUGAUCAUGUGAUAAUGGCUAGCUAUGCACCACUUUUUGUAAAUGCAAAUGACAGGAAGUGGAACCCAGAUGCCAUUAUUUUUAAUUCCAAUCAGGUUUAUGGAACUCCUAGCUAUUGGGUGCAGUUUAUGUUCAGAGAGUCAAAUGGAGCAACAUUUCUCAAGUCACAACUUCAAACACCUCACCCUAAUUCAGUUGCUGCAUCUGCAAUUCUUUGGAAAAAUUCCCAUGACAAAAGAACUUAUUUGAAAAUAAAGGUUGCAAACGUGGGGAAGAACCAAAUAAAUCUGAAGAUUUAUGUAAAGGGAAUUCAGAGUUCAAAUGCAACCAAGGCAACAAAGACAGUGCUCACAUCUGCAAAUGCUUUGGAUGAGAAUAGCUUUGCAGACCCAAAAAAGUCCUCUUCUCGAUGUGACGUCGUUUCACGUCUCACCUUCCCCAGAAUCACCACCACUACCAUCCCCACUCGCUGA